Procambarus clarkii (red swamp crayfish) is the source of this 3418-nucleotide messenger RNA. NCBI's taxonomy places the organism in Eukaryota, Metazoa, Arthropoda, Malacostraca, Decapoda, Cambaridae. The record is from RefSeq and is a predicted model, not a curated record.
AGUGACCACCAAGCCGUCGUGUUGAGUGGUGAUACAGGUGCCAUUAUAAACUACCACAGCAGCAGCAGCAGCAGGAGCACCAGCACCACACUACCACAGCAGCAGCAGCAGCAGGAGCACCAGCACCAAACUACCACAGCAGGAGACUACGAGGAGGGAGGAUGCUGGAGCGGGUGAGGUACUCCGGGAUGGUGUUGCUGGCGACGCUGGCUCUCUCCUCCGCUCUCGUCUUCCCUUCUCCUCUACCUCAGGAGAAAGAGGCGUCCUACUGGUACGAGCUGAUGGAACGGGAGGUUCAGGAAGCUUUACAACGGCCCAAGAAUGAAGGGAAAGCCAAGAAUAUUAUAUUAUUUCUUGGUGAUGGCAUGGGAGUGACGGUGGCUACUGCUGGAAGAAUCUUGAAAGGACAGAAGGAAGGAGUGUCUGGUGAAGAAGGAUACCUCGUCUGGGAGAGGUUCCCUAAUAAUGCUCUACUGAAGACGUACAACCUGGACAAGCAGGUCCCGGACAGCGCCGCCACCGCCACCGCCUACCUCACGGGCGUCAAAGCCAACUAUGAGACCCUUGGAGUCUCAGGGAAGGUUAAGGUGAAGGACUGUGACGCUUCCCUCCUUCAGGAGAACAGACUGGACUCCAUCCUACAGUGGGCGCAGGAUGCCGGCAAGGAUACAGGUGUGGUGACGACGACUCAGGUGACUCACGCCACACCUGCCGGACUCUACGCCAAGACCGCCUACAGGGAUUGGUUGUGUGACACAAAAAUGAUUGCUGACAAUGCCACUCAUUGUAAGGAUAUUGCCCGUCAGCUGGUUGAGGACGAACCUGGCAGGAGCAUGAAGGUGAUCAUGGGCGGAGGUCGCCAGGAAAUGGGGGCACCGCUAAACCAGGGAAAGGUGAAGUGUCUCAGAAGUGACGGAAGGAACCUGAUUCAGGAGUGGGUGCAAGACAAGAAGAAGAGGGGGGCCACCAGUGCCUAUGUCACCUCUACACGACAACUCCGGAGCGUCCCUCUUAAGGAUACCGAUUAUCUCUUGGGACUUUUCGGGGAUAUCCACACCCCGUACGAGGUGGACCGUGAUGGUGGCCUGGAUGGCACCCCAAGCCUGAAGGAGAUGGUCCUGACGGCGAUCACAAUCCUGCAGAAGAGUCCCCAAGGGUUCUUCCUCCUGGUGGAGGGAGGAUUGCUUGACAUAGCCUUGCACUACUCCCAAGCCCGGAGAGGCCUGGAGGAGCUGGUGCAGCUGGAGGAAGCGGUGAAGGAGGCCCUGAAGGUAGUCAACCUGGAGGAAACGUUGUUGAUAGUUACAGGUGACCAUUCUCACGCCAUUACCAUGUCCGGAUACCCUCCCAGGGGUAAUGACAUCUUCGGUGUGGUGAGGAACAAGCACGUGACGGACGGUCUGCCCUACACCACCCUCAUGUUCGCUGUUGGUCAUGGGUACAACUACACCUGGGAUGGACACAAGGUGACGAGGCCCAACCUGACAGGAGUGGACACGGGACACAAGGACUACGUGGCUCAGGCCUCCGUGCCCACUGUAGUCGGGGAGGAGGCCCAUGGAGGGGAGGACGUGGCCGUGUAUGCUACAGGUGUGAUGAGCCACUUGUUCCACAGGACUCACGAACAGACUUUCGUGGCCCACGUCAUGGCCGUCGCCGGGUGUAUUGGGCCAUACAAAGACAACUGUGCUCGUCUUAAGAAGGCGGACCCAGACUAUGUUGAUGCCAACAUCAACACUAAGAAUCGCAAGAUCAGUGGAGGUUCCGCCACGCUCCUUCCUACCGUCCUCUCUACCUUCCUACUUCCACUCAUGUGGCUAACGACCCACUUAGAUCUUGGCUGUAUAUCGCUGUAGUUUCUUGAGAGGCUUAUACUCUUUCACAAGGCUGUUAACGGUCUGUCUCGUGGAAAGUUUGGUUUGUUAUUUUUGUGUUCUAGUUAUCUAAAUUACAUUUAGGGGUCAAAAUGUUGAGUGGACGAUGAGGACCUUACCUUACCUUGCGAUGUUUUCGGGACUCAACGUACCCGCGGCCCGGUCCACGACCAGGCUAAGAAGCAAGACACGCAUGGGGGAGGGGGUCCAGCCCCAUCUUCUCCAGUGGUCAUAACGGAUAGAAAAUUAUGUGCUAAAUUGUAUAGACCUAACUUGACCUAACCCACGACACACACACACACACACACACACACACACACACACACACACACACACACACACACACACACACACACACACACACACACAUGGAAAAUGUGAACUUUGUCGACAAUGAUUUAUAGUACAUCAUAUUUGGUCUGUUGUGGAUUUUGAAGUCAAAAUGGGAUAUAUUUUUCGAGAGGACAACUUGAAGGCUCUAUAAGAAAUUGUCUCCGGCGCGAGAGACGAAGACCAUCGUUAUGACAUCCUUGGCCAUGCCUUCCGCUUCAUUGAUCACGUCCGUGGCCUGAAAAGGCUGUAGGGUCCGUGGUCUGAAGAUCCCUCCAUCAUUUCCGGGUACUGGGCAGCAAGGGCGCAUCCCAUUCCUGAGUGGUCGUCGCCCCUCAACAACAACAACAACAACAGCAGCAUACACAGUACACAGGAUACUUACACUUGUCCAACACAUGUGCCCCACCAAACAGCCUACACAGUCACAGAACAUAACCUCCCCUACUCUACCUUUAACAGUAGGAGUGCCACAGGGCAGCAUCUUGCGCCCUCUCCUGUUUCUUAUCUACAUCAAUGAUUUCGCAAGUGUUUCUACAAUUCUUAAACCUGUAUUAUUUGCUGACGAUAAAACCUUCAUCUACUCUGACCCCCAACCCCCCACACACUAAAUAAUAUUGUCAAUAAUGAAUUAAAAAGUCCACUCAUGGAUGUCAACCAACAAACUCACACUAAACAUGACUUACUACAUUUUAUUUGAUAGUAAAUCAUCAAAUCAAAUUCAACUUCAGAUAUACAGUGUUAACAUUACCAGUAAAAUAUGAGGGGAAGUUUCUUGGCCUAUACAUAGACAAGAGACUGAACUUCAGCACCCAUAUUCAACACAGCUAAAAAAAAAGUCUCAAAAAUUGACUCAGUCUUUGGAACUUACUCCUGAUGAAUUAAAAAAUUAUCCAGUCAAUAAUUAAAAAGUAAAAUAAAAAAGUACCUAAUUUCAUCCUUAUAAUUUCGUACCUUUUACUUCAAACUGCCACUAUCUCUUGUACUACCCACUUCCCCAAUAUUAGUACUUAAGACAUAUAUCUUUACCAGUGUAAUCACCUCUGUCAAUUUUUAUUGUAGUUAUUUGUUGAUAUAAAACCUUGGUAUAAUGUACCUUUUCAUCUUAGGUGAUAUGUUAGAUUGGCUUUGCAAGAAUGUAAAAAUACCAAUCUUAAGUAAUCUCAUCAACCCCAUUGUAUCUUCUUGUGAAUAAAUUAUUAUUAUUAUUAGCA